Messenger RNA from Chanos chanos (milkfish), 2112 nucleotides. It is a transcript of the gene tecrb, whose product is annotated as trans-2,3-enoyl-CoA reductase b. Lineage: Eukaryota; Metazoa; Chordata; Actinopteri; Gonorynchiformes; Chanidae. The record is from RefSeq and is a predicted model, not a curated record. The transcript is spliced from 11 exons. Gene Ontology annotation, molecular function: oxidoreductase activity, acting on the CH-CH group of donors. Gene Ontology annotation, biological process: very long-chain fatty acid biosynthetic process. The coding region runs from base 1 to 1047 and encodes 348 amino acids.
AUGGAUGCCCUGGCUUUGGAAGCUACACAUCCCAAGAAAGCUCAGAACGGGGCGCCGGCCGCCGGCCCCCCCCUCCCGCCCCCCGUCAAACGCAAACCAGCCAAAAAAGCUAAGAAAGCUGUGGUCUUUUUCGAGGUGGAGAUUCUGGACGCGAAGACCAAGGACAAGCUCUGCUUCUUGGACAAGGUGGAGCCCAAUGCUACCAUCGGAGAGAUUAAGUCUAUGUUCCACAAAAGCCACCCCCAGUGGUAUCCUGCCAGGCAGAGCAUUCGUCUAGACCCGAAGGGAAAAUCCCUGAAGGAUGAGGAUGUACUACAGAACCUGCCUGUGGGAACCACGGCGACCUUCUACUUCAGAGACCUGGGAGCCCAGAUCAGCUGGGUUACGGUGUUUCUGACGGAGUACGCUGGUCCGCUGGUCAUCUACCUGAUGUUUUAUUUCCGAGUCCCUUUCAUAUACGCGCCCAAGUAUGACUUCACCACGAGUAAACACUGGGUUGUUCAUUUGGCCUGCAUGUGUCACUCCUUCCAUUACGUUAAGAGACUUCUGGAAACUCUGUUCGUCCACCGCUUCUCCCACGGGACGAUGCCGCUCCGCAACAUCUUCAAGAACUGCACAUACUACUGGGGCUUCGCUGCUUGGAUGGCCUACUACAUUAAUCACCCCCUGUAUACACCACCAAUGUACGGAGAGCAGCAGGUGAAACUGGCCCUGAUCAUUUUCCUGUUCUGCCAAAUUGGCAACUUCUCCAUCCAUAUUGCUCUGAGGAACCUCCGACCACCAGGAUCGAAGACCAGGAAGAUCCCUUACCCCACCAAAAACCCUUUCACCUGGAUUUUCCUCCUGGUCUCCUGUCCCAACUACACCUAUGAGCUGGGUUCGUGGCUCGGCUUCACCCUGAUGACGCAGUGCCUCCCCGUGGCCUUCUUCACUCUGGUUGGCUUCAUUCAGAUGACGGUCUGGGCAAAGGGAAAGCACCGCAGUUACCUGAAGGAGUUCCGUGACUACCCUCCUCUCCGUUCUCCGAUCCUCCCUUUCAUCCUGUAGAACAGCCUCGUCUCUGGGCGAGCGUGACGCAGCAACCAAUCAGCAGUCACCGCUUCCUAUUUAGCCCCGCCCCGCCCCGCCCCACCCCCGCCCCUCCCUUCCAACAGAACUAGCCAGCUGCCACUCAACCAGUGAGCACUGACCGCCAUACUAUGCCACACCCAGCCCACAACUUUCAUCCAGUAGGAUGGGUGGCGUCCUGAAAGAGUAUCACUACACGUCCAGUCAGCACUGUCCUCUCUGCUUAGCCCCUCCCCCUAAACGUCGAAGUUCCUCUUGUCUGUACCUUUCCUGGAUCCAGUUCGCUGAAGGGUUCCCCAAAUUCGGGUUCUGGUGGUCCGCAGUCCCGUCGGUUUUCUCAUCAACCCACAACCAUGGUCUGUGCUUGAGAACAGAUGGCUCAUACAUGGCUCUUUCCCAGUUAAAUAAUAAAUAAUAAAAAUCUCCUCUAAUGAGUUUAGGGUGAACAGAGUGAAGUAGUUAGACACUGGUGGUUAUCUUGGGACUGAAUUUGGGAAACCUUUCACAUAUUUUAUCUUGCGUGUCCUGUGAUCCAACUUACACCUCAUUUUUUCUUUUCCUCCAUACAAGUUUUUUCUUUUCUUUUUUUUCUUUUGCUUUUUUGUUUGUUUGUUUUUUUAAACUCUGCUAUGACUGGCUCUGGAGACUUAUUGUAUGACUCCGCUUGUCACUUAUUGGAUAACUCUCUGAUUGACAGUAGCUCUGACCAAUGAACACGUAUGUUACUACUGACAGGCUUGAAAUGAAGUCUAACUCAUCAAUAACCAUAGCUGUAUUAAACACUGCAGUUCAUCUUUAAUCAUAGCCUCGUGACAAUAUCUGAAAAUCCUGGCUAAUGUUGCUAAAAAAUAAAAAGGAUGGCACAAUUUUAGGAUGUCAUUAAUCUUGGUGACAGUGAAACUUUGUUUUGUCCAUAUGUGUUGAGAUAAUUUAUAUAUAAAGAAAAAAAGUGUAAAAACUUUUCUGGUAUGUUGUCUGUCACAUGUGCUGUUUUACACAUGGUAAUGUUUAUAUUCUGAAGGCACUAAAUUACCAUGACUCUUC